Messenger RNA from Helobdella robusta, 1512 nucleotides. RefSeq lists its product as hypothetical. Lineage: Eukaryota; Metazoa; Annelida; Clitellata; Rhynchobdellida; Glossiphoniidae. The record is from RefSeq and is a predicted model, not a curated record. Bases 1 to 1512 code for a protein of 503 amino acids. The transcript is spliced from 5 exons.
AUGGCCCUUCUGACUUGUCUUCUUGUGUUGGACAUUCAAAUGACGGAUGGUCGGCCUGAUAUCUCCACGGAAGCAACAAAACCACCAUUGAUGCCCAUAACAACGAUUAAAAUUAAGAACGACAGAAAAAAAAGAAGUAACGACAAUACUACUACUACUACCAACAACAACAACAACGACAUCAGUCCUUCAACCACUACUAUUAGUGGUGAUGCAAUUGAAUUCAGGACUAGGAGGUUUACACCAAUUGAAAUUAAAGACAUUGGCGAUAUCAUUGACAACAGCAACAACAACAACAACAAUACCACUACUACUACUACUACUACCAAAAAAGCCCUGCCGGUUGAAAUCAUCGACUAUGGGGGAUACUUUGGCGAGCCCUACGAUUAUUAUGACGAGGAUGAAGCUACCACCACUACGACUACUACUAAUAAUAAUAACAAUAACAAUGUUUAUAAUAAUAACAAUAAAAUUUCAACUACUACUACUACUACUACUACUACUACUACUACUACUACUACUACUACUACUACUACUACUACUACCAAAGCUACUAUUACUACUACUACUACCACACAAAGAUCAAUCGAUGUUUAUAAAACUUGUAGCCAGUAUGGGGAUAGAGUGCUAAAAUUUGACGGCCAGCUAGCGUUUAAAAAUAAAAAAAUGAAAAACCAAAGAAAACUAAUCGACAUAGAGACAUCAGAAUAUUCGCUCCGAGUUCAGACUCGUACCGAAACCCUACCGCAAGCACUAUUCGGUCGAAUAAUACCAACCAUAUCGCCGUCCUUCUUAUACAGCGUCACCAUAACUCAUUGCGGUAAUGUGAUUGAAGUAUUGAUGCCGCCAUUUCAUCUCAGAGCCGGAUCCUGUGCUGUUAUAUUGAACGGGCGAUGGAUCAAUAUUCCCUACAACUACGGAGACAAGUGGGCGAUAAUGGAGAGGGCGAAAUAUAUUGAAUUUGUAUCUAGGCUAUCAGGCUUCACCAUAAAAGUUCAUCCAAAGGGUGGUCUGAUAAUAACAAUGCCCGAAUCGUGCCACGAAAAGAUCAAAGGAGUAUGUGGUGGUGGUGACGAUUACGAACAUUACGAUAACGAUGAUGACGAUCAUGAUAAUGAUAAUCACGAUGGUGAUGAUCAUGAUCAUGAUAAUGACGGCAAUGGUGGCCAAUUUUCAGGCCACAAAAACGCUCAGACGAAAAAGUUUCGUAGAAGUAUUGGUGAUAGUGAUGGAGAGGAUGAUGAUGAUGAUGACCAUGAUGGAUACGGUUCCGGUAAGAAUGAUGAUGAUAAUGAUGACGGUGGUAAUGAUAAUAGUAGCUAUGAGAGUGGUGGUGAUGAUGAUGAUGAGCUUUCGCGUCACAAGAAAGGACCAACACGUAGAAACGUUGGUGAUGAUAGCGAUAAUUUUGACAAAUACUAUGAUGAUGAUGACGACGAAGAAGAAGAUGAUGAUGAGAAUGAUGAUGAAGAUGCUUAUAACGAUGGCGGUGCUGAUUAUCAUCAUCCUUAA